Messenger RNA from Branchiostoma belcheri (Belcher's lancelet), 4449 nucleotides. RefSeq lists its product as uncharacterized. Lineage: Eukaryota; Metazoa; Chordata; Leptocardii; Amphioxiformes; Branchiostomatidae. The transcript is spliced from 32 exons. Bases 67 to 4449 code for a protein of 1460 amino acids. Gene Ontology annotation, molecular function: ubiquitin protein ligase activity. The record is from RefSeq and is a predicted model, not a curated record.
AAAACAACAACAAAGGCAGAGUUUGACGUCACCUGUGACCCUCUUGCUGCGCAGCCGCAGUAAGACAUGGAGAACCGUCGUGACGUCACAGGUGAAGGCGGGGUGUUAGUAGACCCGCCCCCGCCCGCUGAGUGGCAGCCCGGCCUAAGAAUGGGGAACACUCCGUCAGGACCGGAGGGGACCGUAAAAGGCGACCAGACCGUUUCCCAAGAUUCCGACUCCGGCACAGAUUUAGGCGAAGAUGCUGCUAAUAGUCCCGUCCCUCCAGACGAAGAGAAGAUAUCUGACGAUUCAGCCAGCGUCUCUGUGGCCACGGCGGAAGAGUCGAGUCCGCCUGGUCCAACUAAGCUUGAGUCGUCAGAACCGCCGCCCGGCCGGACAGAUACGGACAGUCCCGAAACAACAUCUGCUGUUAGAACAACUCCAGAUGGAAAUGACCAGACAGAGACUGAAUCUCCGUCUCCAGAAGCACCGGAGAAAGAUAGCACCACUCCCGGAGAUACCAGCACUCCAGACCCGUCAGACACCGCCGCAGAUGAACCGGAGGCAGUGACUGUUGAGGAUAAAGUCGAGUUUUCUGAGGUUGUGGAAAAGACGGCCGAGGACAAAGCACCAGCGGCUACCACUGAGGAUACAACCACAGAUCCACAAACGGCUACAGAUACCGCAGAGAAACCCUCUGCCUCCGCGCAAUCAACCACCACAUCUACAGACUCGAUGUCUACAGAAGCACGGACUGCCAGCUACUUUCAAGCAGCAGGUAUGGACCCAGGCAUGGUGCAGCUACUGAAGCAGAUGUACCCGGACAUCUUUGUCCAGAUGGAGGCGUACACCCGGCUGGUGUCCCACGUCAACACGCUGGGCUUCUCGUUCCGCAGCCACGUGCCGAUGGACGGGAACUGCAUGUUCCACGCGGUGGCCGACCAGCUGCGGCGGACAGAGGGUCCGGAGAUGUCCCACCAGGAACUCAGGAGCAAGGCGGUGGACUACCUGAGGAAACAUCCUUUCACAGAGGGUAACCAGCACCUGCGGUCCUUUGUACCCGAUGAGAAGUGGGACUCGUACCUGGCGGCGAUGUCCCGAGACGGGGAGUGGGGGGAUCACAUCGCCCUCAUAGCCCUGGCCUCCGUCCUGCGCCGGGAGAUACACGUGGUGUCCAGCACGCCUGGGGACGACUUCCUCACUAAGGUCCACCCGAAUGGCGGGACAGACGAACCUGUGACUGGUCCUCCCUUACUACUCGGGCACUACGCAGAGCAACAUUACGUAAGCCUUGAUGGUCCUCAGCGUCCCAGGCGUCAGCUGUCAAGGCAACUGUCGAUCGAGGCACCCCCUCCAAGAGACCUCCAAGACAAGCCAGAAGGUAUGACGUUCCACGGCGUGUGUGGAGCAACAAUCAUGCUAUCCCCCAACAAGAGAAGUGCACACCGUCUGAGUGUACCAGACGAGCAAACCUCAACCAGCGCCCUGGUCUUCAGCGCGUCCCCGGUCAUGGUUGACCAAGAAGUCCAGAUCGAGUUCUCUGGGUACACAGACAAGGGGAGCGGGGCUCUGUACUUCGGCGUCACAACGGUGGAUCCCGCAACGUGGAGCCCCGCGGAGCUCCCUGCAUCCCUCGCCGUCGAUGAGCGAAACAUCGCCGGCUUCUGGGUCUGGCCGAUCGACCAUGACCUCAUGACGACGGGGGCGCUCUUCAAGUUCUCCGUCAACUGCAAUGGGAACCUGGAGUACUCGAGUAACGUGAACGGCGGCAGGUCCAAGCUGCAGCUGGCGAGUAUCCCCGCCGAUCAACCGAUCUGGGCUGUCCUGGACUUACAGGGGAGAACACAAACGGUCAAGUUUGUUGAUGGAGAGGACAAGAAAAAGGCCACGGUGAUCUGGAAGAAAGGAGAAGGACCCGACAUCCCUCCUGACAUCAACGUUGUCAUGGGAUUUCUACAGAAUCUACUGAUGGACAAAAUCCAGAUUCUAAAGUCCUGUGCGGCUGUCAUACGGGAGGAGGAAACACCGGAGCGGGCCAGGAGGGCGCUGACAUACCUACGUAAACUCACCAUGAAUGUCAUCGAGACUGGAGAUGAAGAAGAGAACAGGAAGGUUUACAUCGGGAACAGCGAAUUCAAGGAGACCAUCCUACGUGCACACUCGGCCCAACAGUUCAUGGUGGCUGCUGGAUGGUGCCAGGUUGACGACAUGAUGGUGUUUACUAGAACCUGCGAUGUUCUUCUGCAGCCGACGGUGGAGGCACUCGAUGAGAGUUUGAAUGCCCUACCGGAAGAGAGCUUCACAGAAAAUUACACGACCGAAGAAAUGCAACCGGCAGAGGAAAAGAACGCUCUUCAGGACAAGAUUCAGAUCAUUGCAACAUGUGCCGCCAUCAUCAAGGAACAGGAACGGACGAAACUGGCCAGAGAGGCUUUGAACACUGUCCGCCGAAUGACCAACAACAUUUUGAAGCAGCCUGACGACCAGAAGUACAGGAAAGUCCGAGUGGGUAACAAAACGUUUCAGGAGACGGUCAUGAAAUCCACAAAUGCACAACAGUUCGUGGUCGCAGCAGGAUGGAAACAGGUUGAAGAUGUCAUGGUCUUUGACAAAUCCAACGACGAGCUACUCAGCCCAACACUACAGAUUAUUGACGACUUGCUGAGUUCCUUACCUUGGGAGACACCUGAUGACAAGGACGAGACGGCGCAUCCUUUCGUCCCUCAGAGCACAGCAGAGGCAGCCCCGGUGGGAUCUCCCAAACUGGUCAAAGGCUUGCCAACUGGCGUCAAGGCAACACGGGACGUGAGGUUCCAUGUCAUUCGCGGGUCUAACAUAGCAUUGGCGCCGGACAGGAAAUCCGCACGUCGUAAGGGCGGUAUAAGCAAUGCCAUCACUUUCAGUGACAAACCCUUCGACACCAGUCAGAUGAUAGCCGUACAGAUCACAGAUAGGGACCCUACAGUAGAGUGUGCUGUAGUGCUGGGAGUGACAACUGUAGACCCCAUCAAAUGGGACACUGAACAACUGCCAAAGUUUCUGAGUAACCUCUCAAGCGACGACGGAUUUUGGAGCGAACCAGUAGGAGACGAUGCUGCCCUCCCAGGCAACAUUCUAACUCUCUACGUCAGCGGUAGCGGGUCCAUGAAGUGUUCAGUGUACGCUACUGGAGCGGACCAGCCCGUGGAAGAGUUUGACGUCGUUUGCAACAUCCCGACUGGCAAACCCAUGUGGGCGGUGUUGGACCUGUUUGGGUCGACCACUGCAGUCAGCUUUGUCGAUAUAGAGGAGAAGCAAUAUUCGGAUGAAGAGGCACCAUUAGUGACAGAGACUGAUCGCAGCUAUGUGGCAUCUCUGUUAUCUAACAUCUCGGAAAACAUCCCCUCUACAACUGACAAAGAAGGGGAAAGUAAGAAGGCCAACGAAGCUGGUGAUGAUACCUCCCCAACCAGGACCAGUGGGCCCGCUGAGGAAGAAAUAAAAGACGCGGAGGCGUCAGCUCAUGCUACCGGGGAAACUGCAGGGGCAGAAGGUGGCGUGUCUACUGAGGACCUACCGAGAGAGAACUGGCUGACACCCUUCGUGAAUGAACUUCUGGAGAAGGAAACUGUUGAACAGGCGAAACUGACUUUAACCACGAUUUGGACCAUAACAGACCAAGUCUCCAAUCAGAAAGCCAGCGAUGACAACACGCGGAAGUUGACUACCAAUGACAUCCCCUUUGCCGAGGCGAUAAAGGCCAGCUCAACUACAUACCAACUCUUCCAGAAGGCAGGGUGGAAGACGCUGGGAGAUAUGCUGGUCUUCCCACAGUUUGGCGGUCAUGGACCAAUUCUGGUUGCCUUGGAAGAAGGGCUUUGCAAUUUGGACAAGGACGAAACUCCAGUCCCUGAGGAGAAGACCGAUACAUCUGAGGGUCCUCAUGGCACCGUGAAGUUAACAAUAAAGACUUGUAUUGAGGAGAUCGAAGGGAAGGAGACAACAGGCCAGGCGAGGAUCGCACUGUCUGCUAUCAGGGAUGUGGCAAGGAGGGUCCGUGACAACCCAGGAGACAACAAGUACCGGAAGAUUGACAUGCGGGAGCGGGCGUACGCGGACGCGAUCAGGCGGUCAGAGGCAGCCAAGAACUUCAUGGUCACAGCAGGGUGGAUUCAGGUCGGAGAUACGAUGAUAUUCCCCAAGUACUGUGACAAGCGCCUUGAUCGCAUCCUGACUACAGUUGAGGAAUCCUUGAGCAAACUGCCUGACUUCCACCUGGCACCUGAAGAUGGGGAAACAGCCAAGGAGGAAAAAGAACCCAAGGAAACGAAAUCACCCCCAGAAGAGAAGGAGAAAGCAGAAGAGAAAAUCACUGAAGGCAAAAUCGCAUCCGAGAUGAAGAAACAUGCAGAGAAGGAGACGCCGGUUGCGGCACCUGGAAGUAACGCUAGAGCACCGGUUAAGACUGGUAUGAUCUUCAUCUGUUGA